GGUCUCGCAUAUGUCGUCAACAUUCUAAUCCAUUCAACCCACGAAAGGCGAACAAUCAAACAACACAGAACCACUACCAUUCGAAUCUCGUCGUCUCCAUUUCUUCGAAGAACACAAAAUCACAUAGCCUCAAUAGGUCUCGCACCCCUACCAAGGGGGUUUUCCAUCCGCCCACCAUGCCCAACGCAGGCCUCAAGACCAUCAUCGCCCUCUCCUUCGUCCUCGCCAUCGGCUUCCUCCUCGUCAUCCUCUCCUGCGCCCUAUGGAAGGUCUACUAUCCCCUCAUCGUCGUCGCGACCUACGUGAUCGCGCCCCUCCCCAACUGGAUCUGUUCUCGCUGCGCCAACCCGGAUGAUUUCGUUGAGAGCUCCGGCGGAGCCAUCAUCGAUCUCGGCCGCUUCUGCACUGGCUUCCUCGUUGUCAUGGGCAUUGCUCUGCCCGUCGUCCUUGCGCACUCCGACCUUAUCCGAGUCGAGGCCAUGAUCAUGUCCAUAGCCGGUGGCUUGCUCAUUUACGGCACCAUCAUCAGCUUCGGCAUGUUCUUCCAGGAGGAUCAGGAGUUCUAAUUCUAAUACCUGGCGCAAAUCGGGGCUCGAGGAUGAAAAGGCAAAGGACACUGUGAACCGUGUCUCUCAGACACCGUGAUUCGUGCUGUAGGAGUCAGAGAAAGGGGACUCUGGCGACAAUCCAAGAGGAGGGAGCCUGUACAAUACGGAACACCGCUUUUGUUGUUGCGACUUCUGGUUUUGUGGUGGGGAACAGAAUGGCUGGAGGGACAGGCGGG
Messenger RNA from Sodiomyces alkalinus F11, 784 nucleotides. RefSeq names its product vacuolar protein sorting 55. Gene Ontology annotation, cellular component: Vps55/Vps68 complex; endosome. The transcript has 2 exons. The coding region runs from base 177 to 566 and encodes 129 amino acids. NCBI's taxonomy places the organism in Eukaryota, Fungi, Ascomycota, Sordariomycetes, Glomerellales, Plectosphaerellaceae. The record is from RefSeq and is a predicted model, not a curated record. Gene Ontology annotation, biological process: late endosome to vacuole transport via multivesicular body sorting pathway.